Molecule: messenger RNA, 1052 nt
Organism: Agrilus planipennis (emerald ash borer)
Lineage: Eukaryota; Metazoa; Arthropoda; Insecta; Coleoptera; Buprestidae
Product: solute carrier family 25 member 45-like
Exons: 4
Coding region: 29-850 (273 amino acids)
Biological process (GO): mitochondrial L-ornithine transmembrane transport
Cellular component (GO): mitochondrion
Molecular function (GO): high-affinity L-arginine transmembrane transporter activity
Source: RefSeq, a predicted model, not a curated record
GGUUGCGGGUAUUCUUAUUGGACACCCAAUGGACACAAUUAAAACCCGCCAACAGACUUUAAAUUUAAGUGCAUUACAUACAAUUACUGCAACUUUAAAGCAUGAAGGUAUUCGGGGAUUUUAUAAAGGCAUGUUAUCACCCCUUUUGACAAUCGGACCUAUUAAUUCCCUAUUUUUUGGAGUAUACGGAAACGUACUUCAAUUACUUCAACACAAUGCAAAUUCGGAAGGAAGAGUAGAUUGGACCGAUCCCUCUUGGAAAAAAAAUGUAUUUUUAGCGGGUUGCGUUGGAGGUUUCGCACAAUGUUUCAUUAUAUGUCCGGUAGAACUAAUAAAAAUAGAACUACAACUUAACACUCAAGAUUCGUUUGGAAAAAAUAGUCAUACCGAAAUUCCACACAAAACUCCAUGGAGUGUUACCAAAUAUAUAGUACAACAAAGAGGAGUUCCUGGAUUAUUUAGAGGCUUUGUGCCAACAAUGUGGAGAGAUAUGAUUAGUUCAAUGAUCUAUAUGCCAUUGUAUGAAAGUUACUUGAUUUACCACAAAUCUACGAGCAUUUACCACAUUGCAUUUGCUGGGGGUUUAACAGGAGUUUUUUCUUGGGCGUGCGUAUAUCCUUUCGAUGUAAUAAAAUCAAGGAUUCAGGCAGAUAAUCCAACAAGGCUACAAUACAGAGGCAUGGUAGAUUGCAUCUGCAAACUGUACCAGCGAAAAGGCGUCACCGUUUUCUCAAGAGGACUUUCGGUGUGUUUAUUACGCGCAUUUCCUGUUAAUGCAGUCACUUUCAUAGGCUAUGAAACAACUCUAACAAUAUUCCAAAAAAUUAAGAAAGUUUCCACCACUUAUUGAUGUUGAAUAUCAUAAUCUAAACAACCACAUCACGAUACACCGGUUGACCUGUAGAUUUGGGUACUACGUGACCAUUUAUAGUAAGAUUUAAAAAUCUUACAAAAUUGUAGGUGUAUUUUCGUGGGUUUUUGUGAUCCCGUUUGAUGUCGUCAAGUCCAGAAUUCAAGCAGACAGUACGGUGAACCCGAAAUAUCACGGAAUG